This is a messenger RNA of Pygocentrus nattereri (red-bellied piranha), 7538 nucleotides long. RefSeq names its product amyloid beta (A4) precursor protein-binding, family B, member 2b (gene apbb2b). Gene Ontology annotation, cellular component: cytoplasm; nucleus. The record is from RefSeq and is a predicted model, not a curated record. Gene Ontology annotation, biological process: regulation of DNA-templated transcription. The transcript has 20 exons. Bases 304 to 3021 code for a protein of 905 amino acids. Gene Ontology annotation, molecular function: amyloid-beta binding; transcription factor binding. NCBI's taxonomy places the organism in Eukaryota, Metazoa, Chordata, Actinopteri, Characiformes, Serrasalmidae.
GUGGGAGAGAGAGAGAGAGAGAAGUAGACGGAGUAGGAGAGAGGGAGGACGAAGAGAAAAAGGGAGCAGCGGCGCCGACACCUGAGGUCCUUUUCAGUGGCUUAGUGAAGAUUUCCGGUGGAGUGGUUACAGACCCUUCAGCCUGAAAAUACAGAGGUGGAGCGUUCCCUUGGCUUGCUGUGAUUGGCCGGGACUCUGAUGAUGGCCCCAGAGGCUCUGUGGAAAGACCCACAAUCCUCGGCUCUCUGAUUUUCAGCAACAGCCUCUGUUGAAAUACAUACCACAACAAAACCCCUCCAAGCCAUGAUGUCAGUCUGCGUGCCCUCCCCAUGUAACUCCUCCCCUUCUGUGGAUGUGGCCAAUCACAACGGACCCUCUGUGACUCCGCCCACUUCCCUUAGUCUACGCUCCUCCCACAAUCAGCUGCUUAGCGGCGAUGUCGUGAAACAGGGCCAGGCCACGCCCCCAAAGUGUCGUAAGAAGUAUGCACUAACAAGCAUUCAGAGCGCUAUGGGGCUGAGUGAUGGCCCCGCCCCACCUUCUUCGUCACCAUCCGCCUCCUCCAACACAGCUUCAGCAAACAACCUGAAACUGGCGAAAAAUGGAGCCAACCAGAUGCGCAAGGCAGCCGAACUGCAUGACCAAAACAAAAACACGACCAAUGAGGAUGAGGUUGGAAAUCCAACAGAAGACUCUGAGCUUAUUGUAGACCAGGAGCUGCAUGCUGACCUGGACUUAAGCAUUGACAGCCGAACAGAGCUUGACCACACUCAAACGGAUGACUCUGACAGUAUUAGCGAGCUAGCAAAAGAGGACACAAGCGACUUCGUUAACGAUGAUGAUGCUAUCGAGGAGGAUCAAGUUCAGGACUCCAACACAAACCCGUUUGAGGAGGAUUCUGACGACCUGCUCAUUCUGUCAGAAAAAACGGAGCUCACCCUCGACAGGAAGUCGCCGCAGUUCCGAAAGGCCAAGAGCCUCCUGGAGUCGCACGGUGAUGACCUGACACUGGAUGAUCCAAGUGCGGAGGAUGAAGAUAUCACUCAACCGCUGUUGAAAGAGCAGAAGAACCCCAGUCCUCCGUCACCAAGGAAACAGCGCAGCCCUGAAGACACACCCCUGCUCUCCGUUGGGUCCUCUUCUGCCUCCUCCUCCCCUGAGACGAAGAAAGACAGGCCUCGGACGGGUGCCAAGACAGACCGUGCUUUGAACCGCAUCCAGAACCUUCCACACAGUGACGAAGAGUCCAGCUGGACUACUCUGUCCCAGGACAGCGCGUCACUGGGCUCGCCGGAAGAGAACGAUAUUUGGGGGGAGCAGUCGUUUCAGACAGAUCCUGAUCUGCCCCCAGGAUGGAAGAUGAUGACGGACAUGGCUGGCAUUUAUUACUGGCACAUUCCCACAGGCACCACACAGUGGGAGAGACCAGGGCCGUGCCACCCUGCACCAACCGGCCCUAAUCACGACACACGCAAGCACUCGCUGGGCUCUCUCUCACCCUCACCCACUCCUGACCAUGAGGGGUCUCAUGCUGAUGUGUUUUUCGGUGCGUCUGGUCGCUCUGGAAGCACUACGUCGGACAGCUCAAACGAUCCUGUCCCUCUCGCCUCCUCGUCCUGUCUGGAACCAGCACCUCUCCUCUCCUCGAACUCCUCCUCUUCCUCCGAGGCCAACGUUCCUUCCUGUGGAUUCGUCAAUAGCUGCUAUUUUCCUCGAUCCUCAUCGCUGCAGAUCAUGCCAGAGAAAGACAGGCACACUGAAGCACACCAUCGAGAGGAGGAUAAGAAACAGCCCUGGAGUGAUUUUGCAGUGGGAAAAAUUGAUAGUGAGAUCUGGAAGGAUCUUCAGGCUGCUACAGUGAACCCUGACCCCAGUCUGAAGGAGUUUGAAGGAGCUACUCUCCGCUACGCCUCCCUCAAGCUGCGACAUCCUGCUCCUGUUGAAGAAGAAGACUCCAGCAGCAUUAACAGUGACCCUGAAGCCAAGUGUUUUGCAGUGCGCUCUCUGGGCUGGGUUGAGAUGGCUGAAGAGGACUUGGCUCCAGGGAAAAGCAGUGUGGCUGUUAAUAACUGCAUCCGCCAACUUUCCUACUGCAAGAACGAUAUCAGAGAUACAGUUGGCAUCUGGGGAGAGGGGAAGGAUAUGUAUCUGAUUCUGGAGAACAACAUGCUGAAUCUAGUCGACCCAAUGGACCGCAGUGUUCUUCACUCUCAGCCAAUUGCAAGCAUCCGUGUGUGGGGCGUAGGCCGGGACAACGGCAGAGAGAGGGAUUUUGCAUAUGUAGCUCGUGAUAAGGACACUCGGAUAUUAAAAUGUCAUGUUUUCCGCUGUGACACGCCUGCCAAAGCCAUCGCCACCAGUCUGCAUGAGAUCUGCUCUCGGAUCAUGGCGGAGCGUAAGAAUGCCAAAGCUAUGGCUGGAGGAUCACUGCAGGACAGGAGCCACGCAGGACUCGACGUCCCACUGCAAGCAGAGUUCCCCACACCAAAGACAGAACUGGUACAGAAGUUUCAGGUGUUAUACAUGGGUAUGAUGCCCGUAGCCAGACCCAUAGGCAUGGACACUCUCAACAGCGCAGUGGACAGUCUGAUAACAUCAUCGGUCCGAGACGAGUGGACACCAGUGAUGCUGAAUGUAGCUGAUGCGACUGUCACAGUCAUCAAGGAGAAGGAGGAAGAGGAAGUCCUUGUGGAGUGCCGCGUUCGCUUCCUGUCGUUCAUGGGCGUGGGCAGAGAUGUGCACACGUUUGCCUUCAUCAUGGACACGGGCAACCAGCAUUUUGAGUGUCAUGUGUUCUGGUGUGAGCCCAAUGCUGGCAGCGUGUCAGAAGCUGUACAGGCUGCAUGCAUGUUGAGGUAUCAGAAGUGCUUGGUCGCUCGCCCACCGUCUCAGAAGGCUUGCUCACAGGUGCCCCCUUCAGACUCCGUGACACGUCGCGUCUCCACCAGCGUCAAGCGCGGCGUUCUAUCCCUCAUCGACACUCUCAAGCAGAAGAGACCAGUCACUGAGCUGCCUCAAUAAUCACAUACACACACACACACAUUCAAAGGCACACACAGACAUUAUUUGCCCAUGCUCACAUACUCAUGCAUUCAGUCAGCAUGCCUGGACCCCCACAUAUGUGCUCUGCAUUGGGGGAGCUGAAGAGGAAGAUUGAACAAAGAAUGGAUAAGAUGUCCAAAAGAAAAUGUGUUGAUGCCAAUCAGAGACUCACUCUUCUACAUACACACACACACACACACACACACACACACACACACACACACACACACACAGACACCUUAAGGUAGGUUUUCCAGUUGGAGAUUAAGAUUCCAGGGGCUGUAUUGCAAAAACAUCCUUAAACUUUAGUCCUCAUUUUUGCAAGUUCAUAUUACAGAAGCAACUCUUAAUUCAUUUAGGAACAUCUUGCAACAUUUUAUCUCAACUUAGUAAAUCCAGAGCUACUUAACUGAGAUUCUGAAGCAAAUGGCAAGACUCGCACAACUGAAACAUAACAACACAAUAAAAAUGCCGUUAACUUGCCUGCUACUGUUGGAAAAAACAUCAUAAAAAGUUCAACUUUUUAAAAAAGUCCAGUUCUUUGUGCUCUUGUGCCUGCAGCUUCCCCCACUCUUUAACCUUCCAUCUCUGCUGCCUAGUUUCGGUUUCCAUUUUCCAUAAUGUCAUCCCUCCUUAUCAAAAACCACACGUUCAGCUUAGUCUCUUCAUCAUUUACCACCGUUGAUGCAAUAUUACAUUUGGCAAGUUUUUAUAAAGGUAUAUGACUCUCACAUUAAUGUUCCAGUAGAAAGCCCGGUGGUAGAAAUGAAAUUUUGCAACAGACAUUAGGACACCACAGUACUUAGCGGAUUUUGUGUUGGAUGUUCCUGUAAAGACUCCUUUGUUAUCUGUAGUUAGUAAAAGAUAAUUAACUAUUAUUCUGUAAUAGCUGCUGUUUCCUAACUGAAGUCGUCAUGGUGACUAAUCAGAAAAUUUCAGAGGUAGGAUGUUUCUGUAAUGCAGUACCGGGUCUACAUUGUACUUUCAAUGGAGAAUCUCUAUUGAGAAUGCUGUGUAAUCCAGGACUAGGCUUAACCCUACAUGCACACCUCUGAUCCUUCAUCAUUUCUAGCUUGUUGUGGAUCCACCUCCUGUAUCAUGGACUAUCAGUCAUGACCUUGAUCUGCAUGGUUAGCCACACCUCUUCAGCAUGACACAGAACAGGCUCCACCCAUCUACGGAAACUCAAUACUGGGGCCUUCGUGGAUCUGAAGUUCUAGAAAGAUCAAAGUGUGUGUGUGUGUGUGUGUGUGAGUAUCUGUGGGAUUCUCCAGACAGAUCAAAUCCGACUGCUUAACCUCACUAGAGCUUCCUCUGUACAAUCCCAGCUGGCCGUAGUAGGUGCAUGAAUGCGUGUGUGUAUGUAUAUGUGUACUGUAUAUGUGUAAGUUGCUGCUGCUUCAUCAGAACUUCUAAAGCAUCUUUAGAGGACCUCUGAACUCCUACACAGAGCAUGUGUGUGUUUUCUUUCUACUUCCUGUGUCACUGCCUUCAUCAUCAUCAGUGAAAGGGUAGACAGUGGUGUGGGGAAGUCCGUUGCCAGCAGGUAGAGGAGAAAAAAAAAUUCCCUUUGUUUCUGAUAGCAGUUUGUCAAAAUCUUGACUUAGCAUCUCAGAACAAUGACUGAUGUUCUUAACAUUUAGACGUAUCUCGAAAUAGUGAACUACAUUUUUAAAGAAGUUAUUGUGGGAGUAACAAGUCAUUAUUAGGAGAUAUUAAGUCAAUAUUUACAGAAGAUAAGUGACUCACAAUUACAGGUCAGUAUUUCAAGAAAAUAAGUCAUUACUUCAAGAUACCAGGUCAAUAUUUUGUCAUAUUGUUACUAGAAACACAGGACAAUUUUUUCUCCUCUGACAGGCUGGAAUGGGCUUUCAUACCGAGGAUGAAUGGAUAGAUGUAUUUAAGCGAACAGAUGUCAGAAACCUAACGCAUUAAACGUGUAAAUACCAAUCAAAGCUUUCACCAAAAAGACAGAGUAAUAUAGAGACGUUGUUUUUUUUUUUUUUGUAAUGGGACUGUAUUGACAGCCCGUUUGCUGGACUCACCUCAGCGCUGCUGACUUGGAGCUGCCGCAAGACAUGUGGAACAUACACCCCCGACUGAACUUGACAUACACACCCACACGUAAUCCUCUUGAUGGAUCAGACGCCUUGAUGCCCACCCCACUGUAACAAAAGGGGUCGCCCUGUGGAUUUGUCUGAUUUGGAAACUAUGGAUGCUUAUUUUAUAUUUCCACAGUGAAGCUGCCUUCGCAAUUCCUUUCGAGCAGAGACGGCUAAAAGAAUGCUCGAACGGAUACUAAUAUGAUGAGGUGAACUACAGAACCCAUCUUGGACAGCUUUGCAUGAGGAUGGACUCAAGCCCAAACAUCCUGCGCCCUCCCUUUAACUCCUUAUACUGGCUUGGGGCAGAUGAGAUAUCAGUGAGGUUGUUGUUGAGGGGCAAACACUCUGGAUCUAAAGGAACUCCUCAACUGAGCAGUGCUUCCAGGUGAGCGGGGCAUGUUGAACUGUGCUCUAAAAGUGGGACUGUGCUAAAAACUGUUUUAGCUCUGCGCCUUUGUCCCCAUCUCGGACGUCAUCUUCAUUGUCUGGAUUGUCCGGCUUCUCACUCAACAUACAUGCAUCUGUGAAUUUGCUGCACUCUGGGGUUUGUAGUUUACUCUUGCCUUGUCGGCUGUAGUCCUAAUCUUGUCGCUCCCUUACAGUGGGGUUCCAAGCAGUCAUCUCUGUGUGUGUGUGUGUGUGUGUGUGUACAGUAUCUAUAUAUAACAUUUUUGCAAACACUUAUCACGUUAUAAGCUAUCUUUUGUUUUUCAAAUUUGAGAUUCUCUUAUUUUGAUAUAGUUUCUUUUUUCUGAUAUUAUUUUGCCUUGGCACGUCUUGUGAACACAUUCUGGCCAAAUGUAUAAAAUCCAUUGUAUGUGUUGUAGAUAAACCAAUGGACAAAAGCAAAGAGACGAAAAAGCGAAAGACAGAUGAAUUUAUUUUAUGGUUGGCUGUAGGAGAGGAGGUUAUGAACCGUAAGUGUCUAAUCUAUGCAUUCUUUUAGCUCUGAGGACAAUUGGGGGAAAGCGAGAGAAAAAAAAAAGACAUUGCCUUGCAUGUCCUGGGACAAUUUCAGAAGAAGAAGAAAAAGACGUACAGAACAGAAAUGAUAUUUUUUAUUUUAUUUAUUCUAUUUUAUAUCGGUAUAUACUGGUUUCAUUGUAAUCUAUUCUGUGCUCAGACAUUCUCUUCACCGUUGCUCACGUUAAACAAAUCACUCCAUGUUUCCGAAGAACAAAAAGAAGAAGGAACAAAAAAAAGACAACCUUAAAAUCCACAAUCCUUGUACAGUCGCCCUGGUUAAUCCUGUGAAGGUUGAUGUUCACUUACAGAAGCUGCCACUGUUACCAUAAAACCUGUAGGACAAAUACACUAAUAAGAUGCCAAUUUUUGAGCCAUUUUUGCCAACAAAUGCAAGAAAUCUAAGAAAGUACAUUGCCAGAUGUUUUCCAGAGGGGGGGAAAUAUGAAAAUGCCAUACAGAUGUAUUGGUUUAACCUAUAUAUAUAUAUAUAUUUUUUUUUUUUUUCUGUGACCCUCUUAGACCCACCUACUUCACAUUUUCUGAAUUGAGGGUGUAUUGGAGUAUUGUGGAUAUUGAUUUCUGUGUGACUUUUAAUUAGGGAAGCACAGAUUCACAAUGAGAAUUGUGGGGCAGUGUUGAUAUCCAAAACCUUUCAUAUACAUAUCUGUUGAUGCCAAUGCUAAUAUCGCUACAUAUUUAUAAAAGGUAGAAAUUGGGAUUACAACUACAUGGAUUAGUGCUAUAGAGAAAUGUAAUAUUUAUUACUGCAGGGUAAUACAGACGUUUGUGCACAGUAACCCAAAAUUUCUUAAACGUUCUGCUCUUCCAAAGCACAGUAAAUAUGUCAUCAAAUGUCUGUGUGAAAUAUCAGUGAAACCUAAACAUGCUGAUAAUUUGCUGAUUUAAAAAAAAAAAAACAAUUAUCCGCCAGUACCAUUACUGUUACAUGUGUGCCAACUUUAAAUCAUUUUCACCCUCCAUUCCAGCACUGAUGUGAAGGUGAGAUUCUUAAGCUGUUAAUGUUUAUAAGAAUAAGAACUUUACUUUUACUUGUACCCCCCUCUUUUUUAAGUCUAGUUUUAUGUAGUUCUUGUAUGUCAGAUUCGUUCAGGCUGUAGAUUUCAGUGUUAUUAAUGAGCCUUUUUCCAUUCUUUUUAGUGUACUCUGUAGGCUGAGGGUUGGUCAGGUGCACUUGGAGCAUACAAGUACAGAGAUCAGGAGAGGCCUGUGCAUAUUCUUAGGAUUAUUCCCCUCUUUCAAGGCAGGACAGUGGCUUUCUUCUUCAAAUCUGGUAGAAAUCUCAAUUAUACACAUAAACACAGACACUUACAUACUUGUGGAAACGUUGGCUUCUUCUGCUCUACACUAAUUUGUACACCAUAUUAAAUGUAAUCUGUUGUGAGAAUAAACGGCAUAUCAAAAUAA